AUGUCUGCCCUUGCAAUCGGGAUCGCUGCUCUGGAAGCGGGUGAGCGCGUGGGCAUCGAACGAGCUGAUCUGGUCGUUCAGGGGACCCGUCUCCAGGCGUGCCGUGUUCACUAUGCAAUCGGAUCAGCGUUGAUGCUGAUGAAAAAGAAUGAGAUCGAGAACGGGAGGGUGAGGGUGGAAAGAGUCGUCGUACCGCACGUAUCAGAGGGAGCCGGACUUUCGACGCAGCCUUUGAAUUUCCGAUCUGUGCACAGCUUGAUUUGCCGGUCCGCUCUGAUAGCCACUGUCGCCGGUGCUGCUGUUACUAUCGACGCUGCGAGCGCGGCGGCGAACGAGGGCCUGACUGACAUCCGAUGCAAGUCCGACCGUGGCCCCCGGCUAGGGCUUGCUCCAAGCUACUACUACUACUACUACUACUACUACUACUACUACUACUACUACUACUACUACCACUACAGUACACUACAGUACUAG
Molecule: messenger RNA, 474 nt
Organism: Drepanopeziza brunnea f. sp. 'multigermtubi' MB_m1
Lineage: Eukaryota; Fungi; Ascomycota; Leotiomycetes; Helotiales; Drepanopezizaceae
Source: RefSeq, a predicted model, not a curated record